CCGGAAGUAAACAAAACAAACUAUGCUUCUUACAUACCACAUUAACUGUCACUGGAAUGGUCAGCCUCUUGACCACCUGUCCACUGAGUUGUCCCUACAGAAGCAUGGCGGGGACUUAAAGCUUGAGAUCAUGUCUCCUUUCUUCAACACACCCAGCCCUGCAGGACAGCCUGGUCAGCCAUUUCCACAGCUGUGGGAUGAGGGAGAAGUUGUUGAGGCAUUUUUCUUGAAUGAUGACAACCAGUACUUAGAAGUGGAGUUUUCACCAUAUGGCCACCACUUAGUCCUUAUGCUGAAUGGUGUUAGGAAAUGUUUUAAGGAUAAACUGCCCCUUCAGUUCAGUGCCAAUAUUGAAGAUAAGAAGUGGACAGGUAGUGCUCUAAUCCCGCUGCCUUAUUUUCCUCCCAAAGUGACCAAGUUCAAUGCCUACGCCAUACACAACUGCAAUAAAGAGAGACACUUUGAGGCACUCUACCCAGUUGAUGCAGGAAAACAUACAGAACCCGAUUUUCAUAGGCUAGAGUAUUUCCAGCCUAUAGAUUUCAAGACACUUUUGCCAGAAAACUGGUCACCGGAUCACAAGUCAGCCUGGUGGACACAAGACCACUAG
Messenger RNA from Lingula anatina, 610 nucleotides. RefSeq names its product UPF0462 protein C4orf33 homolog. Lineage: Eukaryota; Metazoa; Brachiopoda; Lingulata; Lingulida; Lingulidae. The record is from RefSeq and is a predicted model, not a curated record.